This is a messenger RNA of Oryzias melastigma (Indian medaka), 2098 nucleotides long. RefSeq lists its product as uncharacterized. The record is from RefSeq and is a predicted model, not a curated record. Lineage: Eukaryota; Metazoa; Chordata; Actinopteri; Beloniformes; Adrianichthyidae. The transcript has 7 exons. Bases 914 to 1552 code for a protein of 212 amino acids.
AUAAUUAAUGCUUGAUUAUUUUGUACUUAAUAUGCAUUUUUAGAAUAUUAUUUUAAUGAAUUCAGUUGGCAUUCAUACAGUGAAUUAUAGACUGAGAAAAUACUCAGAAUGUUUGAUGAUUGAUGCAAAUAAUCGCAAAACUUUCUUCCCAGCAACAUGACAUUAUUUAAACCCUUUUGAACAAAAUGUCUUUAGACUUUUAUGUGUUGGAAAUGUGCAAUGACACAAAUACAAAUGAAAAUUGUGUACAUUUUAAGUGGAUAAAUAUAUAAACAUAACUACUAUGUUUUUAUUACAGGUAUACAUUUAAAAAAUAAGCAAUUUCACAAAAAAAAUUUCCUGUAAGUUUUUUUUAUUAUUUUAUUUUUAAUAUUUUCGUUUUUUUUAAAGAAAUCAUAUAAUUUACAUUCCAACUUCAUACUUUUUUGUUAAUUUCACAAUAAACUAAAAAUAAGUGCAUCGAGUUGACCUCAUAAUGCUCUUAUUUUGUAGAUUUUAUCUGAUAUUUUGAAAAUAAAUAUAGCUCUGAUUAAAAAUAACAUCAGUGUUCAUGCUUGACUUUGGUCAGGUUAUGUAAAUUAAGUCCAUAAGUGACUCAGAGUGAGCAGAUGUAAUAACCAUGAAUCUUUUUUCUCUUUUAGAGAAGGUGAUGAAUUAAAAAGAGUAAAACAUUACUUGGAGCUGUUGCCAAAACGGACAACGUCUUCUAACUCCUCCCCACACGCUGAUAAGUCACUCACUUUUGACCAAUCAUGGCCCUAAAUGUCUUUCUUAGGAGUGAACUUUAACCAUCAACACCCAGCUCAAGCAAACUUUGACCUUCUGAGCUAGAUUAGCCAAAGUGAGGACAAAAUGGUUUCUUAUUUUUGUGAUUCAGGUAUUUGGGAUUUUUAUUUGAUAUAAAGUCAAGCAGAUGAUGCAGAACAUGUUUCAGGAGGGGCUGUACCAUGUGUUCUUCAAGGAUUCGCCGGCAGCCCAACCCCAGAGCCAGGCUGAUGAUGCAGAGCUCAACAAUGCCCGGAUUCACCGCUGGUUUGGAACCGUGGUUAAAACCAGGCUGCUGAUCACCGGGGUCGUCCAGCUCCUCAGUUCAUUGGCUGCCAUUCUCGCCACAGUCAGCUAUGCAUGUGUGAGGUAUGACUGCUCUGUUUCCAUGAUAUCUCCAGUGUGGUCCAGCUUAUCCUAUGUAGCUGCUGGAUGUCUGGCAAUAGAAGUUCAGAGGAAAGCUAGCAAAGUGAAGAUAAUGGUUUUGAUGGGUCUGAACCUUUUCAGCCUGCUGUUUGGAUGUUCUGCCCUGCUAGCCAACGGUCUUGUUUCAGCACCACCUGCCUCCCUCAGCACAUACCAGCAGCAGGCCGGUUCAUACGUGGCGAAGGCGAGCUCCAUCCUGUUUAACGUUCAUUGUUUUCUGGGCUCGGUCUACAUCGUUUUCCUAUCGUGGAGGGGCCUUCGCCGCUACAGUCCUCCUCAUCCUCAGACCUACAGCCGUCUCCCACUGGAUCCAGAGGAUACUCGCAGCUCUUUGCUGGAACAAGAGGAACUGGAUCUGUAGAAGUCAACAAUCUAAAAAAGACAAAUGUUUUCUGUGCUGGUAAACAUCGUUACCAAGCCUCUGUCGGGACUCUGAUCACAAUGGAAGCACAUAAUUUCACAGAGCAGCUACUUAAAAUCUAAUUUUUACAAGAACGGGACAUUCUGCUUUUUUAAAGGUUUCUGACAAAUUAAAACCAAAAUCUGUGCCUAAAAAUAGGAAUACUUGUUUGGUUUGAAGUUCUAGACCGAAUAAAAUAUUAUAUUUUAACUUAAAUGUGUUAAUCAAGGUUCUAUGGUGCCAAAUUUAGGUAAAUAUUGCAUGUUGUUCCCAUUAUUGAGCACUAGAUGGCAGCAGUGUCAGCCCCUGUUUAUUUUCCAAGUAGUUCCUUCCAUUUCCACAAAUCAAAACUUGUGUUUUUACUUUUGUGAAGCCGAAACUCCUCAGCAGUUUUGGCUGUUGUUGAAUUCAAGGAAGAAAUAAAUCCUAAUUUAAGUUGAUUUAAGUGGAUUUUUUUUCUUAACUUGGCCUAAACUUCAAAUAAAAGUGAUAAAAACUAAAAAGAAA